CCAAGUUAGCUUUCUUGCAUAUUAAUCCUUCAAAUACCAUAUUUUACCCAAAUUGUCCAAAUAAGUAAAAAUGGGUAUAUUUUGAGUGCAAACACUUCGUCUGAAUCGAAAAGCGUUGGACAAUUCCACAUUUCUGUGCAAAAUGGAGAGAACUCAUCGUCUCCUCUUGUUCUUCACUAUAGCCGCAGCAGCAGCAGCAGCGGAAGCACAAACCAGUAAUAUCACCACAGACCAAUUUGCUCUCCUUUCUCUCAAAUCCCACAUCACCAGUGACCCUCAGAACGUCUUGACCACCAACUGGUCCACAACUGCCUCCAAUAUUUGCCACUGGGUUGGCGUUACUUGCGGCGCACGCCACCUCAGAGUCGCAGCCCUGAACCUCUCUUACAUGGGUCUCACCGGCACCAUUCCUCCCCACCUAGGCAACCUCUCGUUUCUUGUUAAGGUGGACUUUGUGAAUAACAGUUUCCAUGGUACCUUCCCCCAGGAAUUGGCUCGUUUGCGCCGGUUGAAGUUGGUUAACUUUGGAUUCAACAACUUUAUGGGAACCAUUCCUUCGUGGUUCGGGUCCUUACCCAAACUUCAAAUCUUCAAUUUGUAUGGCAAUCAGUUUUCCGGUUCCAUUCCUGCUGAUAUCUUCAACUUGUCUGCACUACAAGCAAUUAAUCUGAGAUAUAACCAGCUAACAGGCAGCAUACCAAGAGAAAUAGGAAAUUUAACAAUGCUUAAGGAUAUACGCCUUGACUUCAACAACUUCAAAGAAAUUCCAAACGAGAUUGGAUCCAUAGAGAAGCUGGAGAGGCUGUACGUGCAAGCCAAUGCCCUGACGGGGCCUGUUCCAGCGGCCAUCUUCAACAUGUCUUUCUUGACUCUCUUGGCUCUAGCAGGAAACAGCUUGAAUGCUAGUAUUCCGGACAAUGUAUGUCUGCAUCUUUCUAGCAUUCAGCGGUUGCUUUUGGGUCACAACCAGUUUGAUGGACCACUUCCAUCCAAGUUAUGGCAAUGCAAAGAGUUAUCCAUCUUAGGACUCGAUUUCAACAAUUUCAAUGGCGGCAUACCCAAAAGUAUUGGGAACUUGACUCAAAUAACCAAGAUUUAUUUUGGCUUCAACAAUUUGACAGGUACUAUACCAGAUGAGAUUGGUAAUCUUCAAAACCUACAGGCUUUGACUCUCGGAGUUAAUAAUCUAAGCGGUCCCAUCCCAUCCGCAAUCUUCAAUAUGUCCAUGAUGACAGCAAUUGACCUUACUGAGAAUCAGCUCUCCGGUAGUCUCCCAGCAGACAUUGGUCUCGGUGUUCCAAACCUACAAGAACUUUAUGUUGGAGGUAAUAAAAUCCGUGGGAUAAUCCCCAACUCUAUCUCCAAUCUUUCGAAGCUUGCGAGGCUAGACAUGGGCGGGAACUCAUUUUCCGGGCUCAUUCCUACCAAGCUCUGCACCUUACCAAACCUUGAGUACCUCAGCUUAUUCAGAAACAAUUUGACGGUUGACACUUCAACUCCAGAACUAAACAUUCUUUCUUGUUUGGUUAAUCUUAGAAAACUGAAGACGUUAUUCUUGGGCGGUAAUCAAUUGAAUGCCACACUUCCUUUUUCCUUUCGGAAUUUCUCUGCAUCGAUUCAUUAUGUUGCUAUAAGCAACUGCAACAUGAGGGGUAACAUUCCCAAUGAUAUCGGCUACUUGAGCAGCUUGUUAGUCUUAGAUUUGAGAAACAAUAAAUUGGGUGGGUUGAUUCCAACUUCUGUGGGAAAACUAGGGAGUCUCCAAGGUUUGUUUUUGAGUGGCAACAAGUUUGAAGGAGGUAUCCCAUUUGAAAUUUGUCAACUAGAAAACCUAGCUGAAUUAGUCUUGGAUGGUAAUCAACUCUCUGGUUCGAUACCUUCUUGCUUAAGUAGCCUCGCCCGAGCUCUAAGACGUCUAUCGUUAGGGUCCAAUUUGCUGACUUCCACAAUACCGUCUACCUUGUGGGGACUUGAGUAUAUCUUGUACCUAAACUUGUCAUUCAAUUUUCUGAACGGAUCUCUCUCGGAAGAUAUCGGAAAACUGAAAGUUGUGAUCUCUCUCCAUGUAUCAAAUAACCAUUUAUCAGGUGGUUUACCAGGCAGCAUUGGGGGCCUUAAAGAUUUGGUUGAUCUUUCAUUGGAAUCUAAUAAUUUAGAAGGCGCUAUUCCGAGCUCAUUUGGCGACUUGGUAAGCCUGGAAUCCGUCGAUCUAUCCAAAAAUAAUCUGUCCGGAGUGAUUCCAAAGUCUCUGGAAGUACUCUCGCAUCUCAAGUAUCUAAAUUUGUCCUUCAACAGACUUGAAGGAGAAAUUCCGAAUGGCGGACCAUUCCAAAACUUCUCUGUGCUGUCAUAUGUCUCAAAUGGUGCGCUCUGUGGUGAAGCCCGACUCCAUGUUCCACGAUGCAAAAAGAGCACGCUUAACCGGAACUCAAAGAAAGCUAGCACAUCCAACUUGAAAUAUAUUAUUCCAGGGAUCGUAUCAGCAAUGCUCCUAGUGGCCUCUGCAUCAAUGUUGAUACAACGGAGGAAAAGGAAAGCGGAAGUUGUAACAGAGACUACCUUGCUACCUCAACUUCUUUGGCAAAGAUUUUCACGUGCAGAACUUGUAAGGGCGACAAAUGGAUUCAACGAAAGCAACUUACUUGGCACGGGGUGUUUUGGCUCAAUAUAUAAAGGUACAAUUUCUGAUGGGAGAAAUGUUGCUGUAAAGGUUUUCAAUUUACAGCUUGAAGGGGCUUUUAGGAGUUUCGACAGUGAAUGUGAAGUGCUGAGCCAAAUUCUUCACCGAAAUCUCAUCAAAAUCAUCAGUUGCUGCAGUCAAGUUGAUUUCAAAGCCCUCAUACUGCAAUACAUGCCUAAUGGGAGCCUUGAGAAUUGGUUGUAUUCUCAAAGCUCUCCGUUGAGUAUUCUGCACAGGUUGAACAUAAUGACGGACGCAGCAUCCGCGUUGGAAUACAUUCAUCACGGUUAUUCGAUACCAAUCGUACAUUGUGAUGUGAAACCAAGCAAUAUACUACUGGACGAUGAUAUGGUUGCUCAUGUUGCUGAUUUUGGAAUUGCGAAACUCAUAGGUGAAGGAGACUCCAUGACACAAACCAUGACCCUAGCCACAGUUGGGUAUAUGGCUCCAGAGUUGGGGAUGGAAGGAAUUGUUUCAACAAGAGGGGAUGUGUACAGUUUUGGCAUUGUACUGAUGGAGACGUUCACAAAACGGAAGCCAACGGAUGAGAUGUUUGUUGGGGAAACGAGUUUAAAGCAAUGGAUUGCAAGUUCAUUACUUUCGGAUGAUGCAUUCGUUGAAAUCGUGGAUGCCGGUUUACUAGGGACGGAGGAAGAUGGUGGUUUCGGGAGCAGGAGAGAUUGCGUAUCAUCGGUCAUGAGAUUAGCUCUAGCGUGUUGUGCAGAAUUGCCGGAAGAGAGGAUUAGCAUGCAAGACGCUCUCGUCGCACUAAAAAAAAAUCAGGAUCAAGUAUUUGAAGGAUUGUGGAGGACUCGAGUCUUAAUUUUUCUCCUGUCAAAUACGAUAAUUUUUCGUCGUCUAAGACAAGCAAAUGUAGCAGUCCAAUUGAACAAUUCAUCGCAUGCAUUGAUGCAUAGUAGAAAAACCUCCAACCCACGAUUAUAUUCUCGUCUAAACUCCCAAGGUGCAGUCACACCUCAGAUCAAAUGAAAUCUUUGGACGGCAAAUACAACACC
Malus domestica (apple) is the source of this 3696-nucleotide messenger RNA. Its product is annotated as probable LRR receptor-like serine/threonine-protein kinase At3g47570. Gene Ontology annotation, biological process: protein phosphorylation. The record is from RefSeq and is a predicted model, not a curated record. Gene Ontology annotation, molecular function: ATP binding; protein kinase activity; protein binding. NCBI's taxonomy places the organism in Eukaryota, Viridiplantae, Streptophyta, Magnoliopsida, Rosales, Rosaceae.